AUGGGGACUUCCGUAGCUGUUUGCUUCGCAGUACUUUUCCUCAGCUAUCUGGACAUUCAAUUACACGCCUCGCUGCGCGUUCUUCCCGCUCUACAUCUCCGUUUCAUUGACGACGGUCUGAUUAUGUGGGAAGGGACGCGGGAGGAGUUUGAGAUUUUUCGGUGUCGGUUUGACACCCUUCAUUCUUCCAUCUGUUUCACCUGGGUUAUUUCAGAACAGUCAAUGGAUUUCCUUGACUUAACAGUGUUUAAAGGACAGAGAUUUCAGUCUUCCGGCACGCUGGACAUGAAGCUGUUCCAGAAGCCGAUGAACCGCUACCUGUACCUGCCGUUUAAGUCUUACCACACCCGUGCUACUAAGCUGGGUUUUAUUCGGAAUGUAAUGCCGAAGGCUGUGCCAGGGAUUGGGGACGAGCCUCCUAUUCCCGAGGGGUACAACGGGUUGGAUGAGAUGGAAGUGGAGGAGGAGGAAGGCAAGGAUGACGUCCUGGAGGACGAGUACGCUUAG
Molecule: messenger RNA, 507 nt
Organism: Closterium sp. NIES-65
Lineage: Eukaryota; Viridiplantae; Streptophyta; Zygnematophyceae; Desmidiales; Closteriaceae
Source: the annotation of a GenBank genome assembly